Micropterus salmoides (largemouth bass) is the source of this 3194-nucleotide messenger RNA. RefSeq names its product dynein heavy chain 17, axonemal-like. Lineage: Eukaryota; Metazoa; Chordata; Actinopteri; Centrarchiformes; Centrarchidae. The record is from RefSeq and is a predicted model, not a curated record.
GAAGUUGUCAGACGUGAAGCUCCUCCACGCCUGUGAUUCGACGAUCAUAGAAUGGGCGGGGCUUGUGUCGGAGUUCCUGCAGCAGGACUCGUCUCAGCCGGUUCUGGACGGACUGAAGCCGCUUCCCUCAGAGGAGUUCCACUUCUGGAAGAACCGACUGAAGAACCUGCACUUCAUCCAGCGGCAGUUGAUGAGCAGCAGAGCUCAGCAGGUGGCGUCCGUCGUUGAGCAGGCGGAGAGCGUCUACUGGUCCACUCUGAGAGACAUUUACAGAGACGUGCAGGAAGGUCUGAAGGAGGCUGAAGAUGUGACUCUGAAUCUGACUCCCCUGCAGGAGAAGCUGGAGGAGGUGGAGCAGAUGGAGUACCAGCAGCUGGGAGACAACAUGGCGGCUGUGAUGGAGGAGGUGCGUCUGCUGUGGAUCAGGUCUGAGUUCUACUGUAAACCCUGCAGGAUAGUGGUCCUGCUGCAGGAGGUCUGCAACCUCUUUAUACAAACGAGCAGGAAGUUCCUGCGUGGAGAGGAAGUGAUGCGUGGUCUGGUGUCAGACCCUGGUCCGGUCCUGGAUGAUGUCAGACUGGUGAUCUGGACCCUGCAGGCCCUGAAGGAGGCCUACAGUCAGUGCAGGACCCAGCUGGAGAACCAGCAGCAGGAUGGAGUCGCACAGAGCUGGGACUUUCCUUCACACCUGGUCGUCUUCCACCUGGACGCCUUCCUGAAACGUCUGCAGAACAUCCAGGAGGUGCUCUGUGUCAGUCUGCAGCUGGACCAGCUGGAUCAGACGGUCCUGACCGGUGUCAGCGGCAGGAUGUGGACUGAUGUGGUUCAGGGCGUGUAUCAGGACUUCGUGUGUCACGUGACAGCUCUGUCUGACUGUAACUGUGACCCCGUGGACCCCGAUGACCAGAGCUUUGAGCUGCACCUGGAUCAGUUUCAUGUUCAGAUAGCAGACCUGGAGAGGCGGCUGGUGUCGGUCCUCAGCAGAGCCUUCGGGGACUGCAGCUCCCCCUCCUCUGCCGCCAAGCUGGUGGAGAUGUUCGGGUUCGUCCUGGACCGUCCUCUGAUCCAAGAUCAGCUGCGUCCUCACCUGAUCCGGCUGGUGGAGAUGGUCUUGGUGGAGCUGGAUCAGACCGAGCUGCUGUUCUACAGUCAGAGAGAGAAAUCAGCAACAUUCAGCAAGUUCAGCCCGACUGCUGCAUCUGGACUCUGCUGGACUCAGCAGCUCAGACUGAGAGCUGAGGACACCCUGAGCCACUACAGGACCGUAGAAUCCCUGUACCUGGACUCGGGGGAGUCCCAGCUGGUUCUGCAGAGGUUCCAGCAGAUUGUGGAUCUCCUGCAGGAUUUCAGAGAGCGAGUGAGGUCAGACUGGAGCCGUCAGCUGGACUCAGACUGUGCGUUCAUCCUGGAGCAACCUCUAAUACAACACGACCAGCAAGGCAUGCUGGGAGUUACCUUCAGCCACAAGCUGGAGGCGGCGCUGAGGGAGCUCAGGUGUGUGAGCAGGGAGACAGACGUGAAGCUCCGCCCCUUCGCUGCUGGACUCUUCACCUGCAGAGAUGACAUCACACAGACCUACCUGAGCCUGAGUCAUAUGGUGUCCUGCUACAACCAGGUACUGAGGGACGUCCUGCAAGUGGAGCUUCCUCUGAUCCAGGACCAGCUGCAGGACCUGAACCGCACCCUGUCAGAACUACAGAGGAACACCUGGAGCUGCGAAGGUGUGCAGCACCUGGUGGACCAGCAGAGACAGAGAGUGCUGCUCUUCCACUGCACAGUGAGCGAGGCCCGAGCCAACAUGGACGCCAUGACUCACAUCGUUCAGGGCUGGGCGGAGCUUCACCUGCUGCAGCGCUCAGGUGAGUCGCUGCUGGAGGACGGCGCUACAGAGCAGAGCUACAGGGUCCUCAGAGAGGAGGGACAGCAGCUGCUCAGGUUAACACAGGUGAACCGGAGUCUGUACAGAGCUGAAGACUCCUCUCAGUCCUGGAUCAAGUAUCUAGACUACAUCGAUGACAAAGUCCAGGACGGACUGUUCCAGCUGCUGCUCAGAUCUCUGCACUUCCUGUCUGACAACAUGAACCCACAGAGCUGCAGGGCUGCGUUGUUGGCGGUCCGUCUGGAGCUGCAGGAAACAGGAAGUGUGUUUGAGCCGUCAGUGAGCGGCGGCCUCUCUGACCUCCUGAAGACCAUCAUCACUGACGUUUACACGGCGGCCAGUCUGCCGCCCAGGAUCUCUGUGAGUCGUCAGGGCAACUAUCAGGUCUCUCUGCAGCAGAGUCCCAAGCUCUCUGCGUUGGAACAGGAAGUGAUGCGUCGCCUGCUGCAGGUGAGGGAGGAGGCGGAGCGUCUGAGGGCGGGGCUGAACAGGUACUCAUACCUGUGGCAAAGCAACAGGAGGCGGGUCAUGCAGGAGUUCCUGACCUACAGCAGGCAGCUGGGACCCGAGGAGCUGGAGGCCGAGAAGACUCCGCCCACCCUGAAGGACUUCCAGAGAGAGAUUGAGUCGCUCCAGAGAGUGAGCAGAGAGGUGGCUCACCUGGAUGAUGUCAUCGUUCUGCACAACUGGCUGCAGGUCGACCUCCGUCCCUUCAGAGACUCCCUGCUGUCACUCAUCUACGACUGGAGACACGUGUACACAGAGUACCUGCUGGGCUCAGUCAGGAACAGUCUGCAGCAGCUGACCCAGCGUGGUGGCGGUGAAGAGUCCAGGUUCCCCCUGACAGAGACCAUCAUCCUGCUGGAGGCCGCCGGAGUCGAGCUGCCUGAACACCUGGCAGCACAGCUACAGUGCUGACGGGCUGCAGAGGACGCGGCGGCUCAGACGGGAGACGUUCAUCGGUUCACAGGUUGAUUUAGAGCUCACAGUGUUCAGACGUGAUGAUUAAAGAUGAUUUCAUAGAGAAGCUGCAGCCCCGUCAUUAAAACCAGACUUCAGCAUAGAGGAACACGCUCGUCUGUCAGAGCAGCUGGAUCAUCACUGAACAUGAUCUCUGGAUAAGACAGGCAACCCCGAGGAUGUGGAGAGCGCCGUCCAUAAACACUGUUCAAAACAGGAAAUGAACGACACGAGCGGCUGAAUGUAUUUCUACCACCAAGAAGCUGUGAUUCAUUUAGACUUUCCUGCUCAGACAGACACACGGGUCCGGUUUACAGCCUGGCGCUGGUCCGACCCGCUUCAGAAACCAGAACGU